Aspergillus tanneri is the source of this 2505-nucleotide messenger RNA. It is a transcript of the gene TBF1, whose product is annotated as putative MYB DNA binding protein (Tbf1). The coding region runs from base 1 to 2505 and encodes 834 amino acids. Gene Ontology annotation, molecular function: protein homodimerization activity; double-stranded telomeric DNA binding. The transcript is spliced from 4 exons. The record is from RefSeq and is a predicted model, not a curated record. Gene Ontology annotation, biological process: telomere maintenance via telomere lengthening. Lineage: Eukaryota; Fungi; Ascomycota; Eurotiomycetes; Eurotiales; Aspergillaceae.
AUGGCGGACUCGGGAGUCUCAGCUCCGUCUGCGGAUAUAAAAGCGCCUUCUGAGCUUCCUCCCUCCCCUUUGCCCCAGAAAGAUGAGCAUGUCUCCCCGAAAUUAUCCCAUCCCCUCGACGAAAACGACGACUCUUUUUCUCCUCGCGCCUCGAAAAAGCGACGUCUGGAAUCCGAACCAGGCGACCUCACUCUCCCCGCACCGCAACAUGGACUGGGAGACCAGAUCCCAGGAAAUCAGAUUGAAGAGGAAUUGGCAUCGGCUUUGGGGACUGGUGUAGUUGGCACGGUGGAGACCCAAGAUGACAACAAACAUGGUCUGAUCAAUAAGUCUGCAGAGGCUGCUGUGGCACCAGAGACUAGCCAGGAGGAAAUCGACACAGAUAUGGCAACAGUAAUCUCGAACAUUAUGAAUCAUGCAGAACGGGUAGAGGAGCAAUGUGCUAUUGACCAGCAGCAAAUGGUAAACAACUCCGACCGAUCGACACCGAAGGGCAUGGUGUUUGUGAAGGCGAAUUCUCACCUUAAGACUCAGAGUUUACCUAUCUUGGACAAUCUGUCGACGCAGAUUCUAUCCCUACUGGCCAAGUCGACUUACCAGGACAUCACCUCAUUCGUCUCUGAACCGGAGUCAGAAAAUGGACAAGCGUAUGCGACCAUGCGUUCACUCUUUGACCACACCAAGAAGGUCUACUCGACCAAGAAAUCGUUCCUAUCUGCGAUCGAACUGGACCUCACGGAGUCUUCUCAAGUUGAUAUCAUCAGGAAGGCCAAUUUAGCGUCGUUUGUGUCUAGCAUCUUUGGCACCCAGGAAAUUGGUUUCUCUGAAUUAAAUGACAACUUCCUCGACGUAUUCGUUCCAGAAGGCGGUCGUUUACUCAAGGUACAAGGCGCCUUGUUCCUGGAGCUAAAGACGCAAGCGUUCAUCGCCUCGAUGAACACCACGGAGCGAUCAAGAACAGAGAUGCUCUAUGAUCUGUUUCCUGAUGAUCUGGAGCAGCGUCUGCUCGACAGGCGUUCUGGGACCCGCCAGCUAGCCCCGAGCGAAACUGAUUUUGUGAAGCGUGCUGGGUCACGCCGUGAUAUCCUCCUGAACGACAUCAAUAAUGAAGAGGCGAUGAAAGCUCUGCCCGAUAAAUAUCAUUGGGAAGAUUUCCUUAGAGACCUCAGCUCAUACAUUACCAAGAAUUUUGACGCUAUUAGCAACCAACAGAAGGCGACCAAGGGACGACAGCCAUCUUCGUCAAGUGGCGAUGCCCCAGAGACCUCCAGCGCACCUCUCCAGGGUCAAUUUCCGGUGGCUGCACCGACUCAUGAUGUUCCCGUCGACAGAAAUAUGCAUGGAGAUCUUGUUGCUCGUGCAGCUCGCGCAGCACAGAUCGCACUGCAGGGCCAUGGGUUGAGACGAUCCCAGCAGCAAAACCAGCAGCAGAAUUCGCAACCACAGCAGCCCGCACAACCGCAAUCGCAGCAGCAACCUCAGUCACAGCCACAGCAUUCGGCCCAACAGUCUCAGCAGCCACAGCAACACCAACAGCAACAGUUGUCCCAGCCUGGGUCUCAUCAGGGUACACCUAUUCCUCAUGGAUAUUCGGCGGCACAGCCAGCCAGUCAACUUCCUCCACAAGCUCCUCCCCAAGACCACUACCAACCUAGCCCGACGCCUUCAGGAUAUCAACAAUCGCCAGGGAUUACGUUCCAGCAAAGCCAUCUCCAGCAGAAUUUCCAGCAAUACAGCCAUCAGACUACUCCUAUGCCUAUGCCGGGAAGACCCGCCUCAGCCGCCGCCAACCAUGGCUACAUGCCUGGCAUCCCUCACUAUUCACAAUCCCAGCCUACACAGGUCCUCUACGAACGUGCCCGUAUGGCCGCAUCGGCAAAAGCCUCGCCAAGCAGCCGUAAGUCCGGUCUACCCAGUCAGCGACGACCUUGGACCACCGAGGAGGAGAAUGCUCUAAUGGCCGGACUUGAUCGGGUGAAGGGCCCCCACUGGAGCCAGAUUCUAGCCAUGUUCGGCCCGGGGGGCACCAUCAGUGAAGCGUUGAAGGAUCGAAAUCAAGUUCAGCUCAAGGACAAGGCGCGCAACCUGAAACUCUUCUUCCUAAAAAGUGGGAUCGAGGUCCCCUACUAUUUGAAGUUUGUCACCGGCGAGCUCAAGACGCGCGCACCCGCUCAGGCAGCCAAGCGGGAAGCACGGGAGCGCCAAAAAAAGCAAGGUGAAGAGGACAAGGCCCAUGUGGAAGGAAUCAAGGGAAUGAUGGCCCUUGCCGGAGCGCAUUCUCAGCAGGUCGCAUUAGGGCAUGGCCACGAUGCCAUGGCGUCACCAGGUCUGGUUCCGGACCCUGGCAGUCAUGCCCAUGCAGCAUUUGACCAAACCGCAGAGCAGAACCUGAUGCAGACUCUUGGUCAAGAAGUUCAUGGGGACCAAUUUGGACAACACCAGCAUCAACACCACCAACAUCACCACCAGGAUCAUGUCGAUCCAAAUAUGCGGGUUACGCAGUAG